This is a messenger RNA of Cynara cardunculus var. scolymus (artichoke), 1323 nucleotides long. RefSeq names its product mediator of RNA polymerase II transcription subunit 9-like. NCBI's taxonomy places the organism in Eukaryota, Viridiplantae, Streptophyta, Magnoliopsida, Asterales, Asteraceae. The transcript has 2 exons. Gene Ontology annotation, cellular component: SWI/SNF complex. Bases 75 to 1148 code for a protein of 357 amino acids. Gene Ontology annotation, biological process: positive regulation of DNA-templated transcription. The record is from RefSeq and is a predicted model, not a curated record.
UUCUCUCCGACCUCCAUUGAAAAAGUGGAGAGCCGACAGAGACUGUGAUUGAAGAUCACCAAAUCCAUACGAAAAUGGAAGACGCCAAAGCGGCCAUGGCUCACCAGCAACAGCAACAGCAACAACAACAGCAUCUGAUGCUUCAACAUCAACAGCAACAUCAGCAUCAACAGCAACAAUUCCUUCUCUUACAGCAAAUCCAGCAGCAGCACAAACAGCAGCAAGCAAUCUCUCGAUUUCCAUCCAAUAUCGAUGCACAUCUUCGACCACUACAGCGUCCCAUCAACAAUCAACACCAACAGCAACAGCAGCAGAACAACCCUAACCCUAAUCUUUUACAAAACCCUAACCCUAUGUCUUUGAAUUCACAGCUCAGGCCUCCUAAUCGGAUUCAAACUCAAGCUCAAACUCUAACUCAAACUCAUCCUUCUCCUUCUCCUCCUGCAAACCAGGCUGAAUUGCAGAUGGCGUAUCAGGAUGCUUGGCGUGUCUGCCAUCCCGACUUUAAGCGCCCUUUUUCUUCACUGGAAGACGCCUGUGAGAGGCUGUUACCUUACCAUGUAGUAGCAGAUUAUGAAGCCGAGGAGGACGAUAGAAUCCUCGAUUCGGACACCACCGGCCAAGUACUGUCUCGUUGUCAACAAUGGGACCACAGCAUUGCCAACAAAGUUGCGGAAUUCACCGCAACCUUCGAGAAACAAGUACUCGCCUUCAAUAUCAUUUCCCGCAAACGAUCCAUCGGAGAGUUCCGAUCCGAAGAACGGUUGUUAAUCGAACAAGCUCUCCUUCAAGAAGAGAGACGAGCAUUGUUCGAAGCCAGGGCCGAAAUCGAAACCCGACAGAAAGCAGGCCGAGAGGCUCACGCCGCCAAUCUACGGAUGGCGGCCAUGGCACAAGCUGAACAGGCCCGAGCCGAAAUGAUGGCUCGGGCACCGAUACGAGCCAGUGCGUUGGGGUCAAUGGGUGAACAGCAGGAGCAGGAAGUGAACCCAGAUGAGAUGAUGAAUGGAUGGGGUAAUAAUACUACUCAAAAAGAUGAGAAAGAGCCAUCAGAGGAUUUUCUGAAUGAUGAAGAAAGAGAGAAUGGAGAUACAGGUGUGCAAAGCGAUUGGCGUGAAGGGGGCGAGUUUGAUUUGAAUACAAGAUAAAAGUAUGCAAUUUCCAGGGCUCGAUGGGAUUAGUCGAGAUGCCCCCAAACUGGUUCGAACAGUUGUGGUGCUUGCAAGCUGACUCAGAGUCGGUAACGGUAAUUUGUAAUGUGAUAUGACCACAUAAUUCUAUUUUGUAUGUUAAAAGUUCAAAAUAUGUUUUAGUAGCUUAAUU